Thamnophis sirtalis is the source of this 319-nucleotide messenger RNA. Lineage: Eukaryota; Metazoa; Chordata; Lepidosauria; Squamata; Natricidae. The record is from RefSeq and is a predicted model, not a curated record.
GUAACUCCCAGUCUUACCACGAACGGUCCACGGCCCUCUGGGAUCCGGCGCAGCCCUCGUUCAGCACGAUCCGCAUCCAGGCACCCAGCAGCGCCGCCGUCCAGAAAACCAAAGUCUCUCUGCCCAAAUCCGGACCGGUUUGCUUGAGCCUGGAACCCGUGAGCCCCUCCAGACAGAACGUGGCCCACGAGGAAGGCAUCCUGUCCCCCAACCACCUGGCGGCCGUCUCGCUCCUUCGGAAGCAGUACCAGGCCAAGGGGAGGCCCGUCCCCUCCACGGAAGAGCUCUAUAAAUACUUGCACAGGAUAGGGCAGAACGG